GUGAUUGGCUAGCGCGGAGCCCCGGAGCGCCCUGUCCGGCGGCGCUCUAGCCCCGCGCGCGCCGUCUCGAUGCUCCUCCGCGACUCGUCUAUUUAUUGUCGCGGAGAAGCGGCGGCGGCUCUGUACCCGGAACAACAAAGCACGAAAGACGGGAGCCCGAGCCUCGGGGGGAGGGGAGGGGGCUCCUAGCAACGGGCUGGGCAGGAGUUCCAUGGAGACUGGGGAGCGCGCCCGCCUCAUCUUCAUCCUCGUCCUCCAGCUUCUGCUUCGCAUCCGACGCCACCGGCAGCAGCGCUGCCGCCGCGUCCUCUGCGACCGCCCCAUCUUCCCACGAACAAGAUGCCAUUUGAACUUAAGGAAGAUUGCUUUGGAGGGAGCAAAUGUAAUUUAUAAGCGUGAUGUUGGAAAAGUAUUAAUGAAGCUUAGAAAACCUAGAAUUACAGCUACAAUUUGGUCCUCAGGAAAAAUUAUUUGCACUGGAGCAACAAGUGAAGAAGAAGCUAAGUUUGGUGCCAGACGUUUAGCUCGCAGUCUGCAGAAGCUAGGUUUUCAGGUAAUUUUUACAGAUUUUAAGGUUGUAAAUGUCUUGGCAGUUUGUAACAUGCCCUUUGAAAUUCGUUUGCCAGAAUUCACAAAGAACAAUAGACCUCAUGCCAGUUACGAACCCGAACUUCAUCCUGCUGUGUGCUACAGGAUAAAGUCUCUAAGAGCUACAUUACAGAUUUUUUCAACAGGAAGUAUCACAGUAACAGGGCCCAACGUGAAGGCUGUGGCUACUGCCGUGGAACAGAUUUACCCAUUUGUGUUUGAAAGCAGGAAAGAAAUUUUAUAACUCAUCACUUAAUUGGUUAGAAUCUCUAACUGAGCACCUUUAAAACCUGCUGCACAUUGGACUCAACACAAAAGGAAAACUGGACCAACAGUAACUGAGGAAAGAGACUCUUUUUAUUCAUUCGUGGCUACAGUGUAAGCUCCAGUCCCUUUGGAUUUUAUUUCAAACUUUGCUGUAAUAUAAAAAGGAAGUUUACAAGACAUGACAUUGCUGCUUUUACAAAAGGACAUUCUAUUUAUUUCCGCAGUAAUUCUCAUGUCCCCAUAAGCAGAGCUGUCACAGUGUGCACUACCUUAAAUUGUUUUAUUGUUGUCAUUGUUAUUUUUUUUCCAGUUUGAGCUAAUGUGUUUUAUUUGUGAAUAGUCUUUUACAUUUUUGUAUGCUGAAUAUGGGCACCAAAGAACCUGUAAAAGUUAUCUUUUUCAAUUGAAUGUGCACAAAUAAAAGUUUGGAAAAGA
This is a messenger RNA of Perognathus longimembris pacificus (Pacific pocket mouse), 1290 nucleotides long. It is a transcript of the gene Tbpl1, whose product is annotated as TATA-box binding protein like 1. The coding region runs from base 212 to 832 and encodes 206 amino acids. Gene Ontology annotation, biological process: DNA-templated transcription initiation. The transcript is spliced from 7 exons. The record is from RefSeq and is a predicted model, not a curated record. NCBI's taxonomy places the organism in Eukaryota, Metazoa, Chordata, Mammalia, Rodentia, Heteromyidae. Gene Ontology annotation, molecular function: general transcription initiation factor activity; DNA binding.